GCGCAGGCCGAGCUGGCUCGUGCUGCUGCCGCUCCGAGCUCCUCCGGUCCGAGGACAGCUCCGACGCUCACUCCAGGGACAGCGGGACAGCCCUCGGCGUCCUGGCGAGAUUCCGGCACCUGCUGGAGCGCUCCGGGGCAGCGGGCAGCCCCGGCCCGCCCCCGCAAGCCCCGGAGAGGACGACGGGCUCGCCCCCGGCGCCAGAACCCCCGGCGUCGCCUCCGGACAGAGUUCGGACCCCGGGGGAGCCGCCGCCACCCCAGCCGCCGCGCCACCAAGGAUUCCCGCGGCGCGGUUCGGAAGAAGAUGAGACCACUCCGGCCCGUGUGGCGGCCCCGGCCAGGGUUCGGACGCCGGUGGGAUUCCUACGGGCCGGUUCGGAGGAGGACGACGUGAUCGCGGCCCGCGCCCCGCCGGCCAGAGUCCGGAGCCCCGGGGAGUCGCCGCCGCAGCAGCAAGUGCCGAUGGGAUUCCAGCGGUGCACCGCGGAGGAAGAGGAGAUGCUUCUGGCCCGUGCCACGGCCGAGCAUCGGGUGCUCGAACCCGUGCUCCAACUGCACCACUCGCAGCAGGGGGGGCAGCACCAUCAUCAUCAUCACCAGAUCGGCCACCAGCAGCAGCAGCAGCAACAGCAGCACGUGUCCGCCCCGGGUGCCAUGGAGAGCAACAUCACGCUGUGGCAGUUCCUGCUCGAGCUGCUGCUGAGCCAGCGCUACAGCCACAUGAUCACCUGGACCAACGAGGACGGCGAGUUCAAGCUUGUGAACGCCGAGGAGGUGGCCAGGCUGUGGGGGCUGCGCAAGAACAAGCACAACAUGAACUACGACAAGCUGAGUCGGGCGCUGCGCUACUACUACGACAAGAACAUCAUCAAGAAGGUGCUGGGCCAGAAGUUCGUGUACCGCUUCGUCUCGUUCCCGGAGAUCGUGAAGACGGAGAACAAGAUUCCGUUCCACGUGAAGAUGGAGAGCAUCGCGCAGGCGCCCCAGGACCUGAGCCUCAAGGGCCGCGAGCGGAAGCGGUCGCUGUCCGACGAGGACGAGGCCCCCGCCGACGACGUGUCGUCCACGAGCAGCGGCGGGACCCUGCCCAAGCGCCAGCGCCCGGGCGCCGAAUCGGACACGGACUCCUGCCCGUCGCCCAAGUGCUCCCCGAGGUCCGUGGCGCGGCCCAAGCCUCCACCGCUGCUCGCGCCGUCGGCCCUGUUCGGGUCCGGCCUGUCGGCGCCCAUGAUGGCGCUGUCCAGUCCGUUCCUGACGCAGCACCAGCGCUCCAAGAUGCUGCCCUUGUACCCGCUGAGUCCCGUGCCCAGCCCCCGGUUCCAGUUCCCGCCGCGCGGGUUCGGGCUGCCCUCGUUUCCGCCGCUGAGCCCGUUCGUGACGCACCCGUACUCGCCGUUCGACCCGCAGCUCGUCUUCUCGCCCACAAAGUCCAUCCCCGUGCUGCAGUGAAACGGCGGCCGUGCUGGUCACCGCCGUCGUGGACUCGUUACUGGUGCGUCGCACAGACUCCGCCGCUCCGAGGGCAGUGCCGUCGCCCCGUACUGUAUACUGGACCUCCCGCUCCUCCCCCCGCCCUACAGAAACACUUCCCCCUGUCCGGCAGCGUGUACACAGAGUGCUGCUUUGGGUGAUGGCCUCUGGCUAGCGUACAGGCUGCCGCAAUAAAAAGCCCGUCACUGCUGCAUCGAGUCUGCGGUGAGUGCACGUCCA
Molecule: messenger RNA, 1712 nt
Organism: Ixodes scapularis (black-legged tick)
Lineage: Eukaryota; Metazoa; Arthropoda; Arachnida; Ixodida; Ixodidae
Product: ETS domain-containing protein Elk-4
Exons: 2
Coding region: 465-1451 (328 amino acids)
Biological process (GO): regulation of transcription by RNA polymerase II; cell differentiation
Cellular component (GO): nucleus
Molecular function (GO): sequence-specific DNA binding; DNA-binding transcription factor activity, RNA polymerase II-specific
Source: RefSeq, a predicted model, not a curated record